This is a messenger RNA of Sorex araneus (European shrew), 1438 nucleotides long. RefSeq names its product DNA dC->dU-editing enzyme APOBEC-3G-like. The record is from RefSeq and is a predicted model, not a curated record. Gene Ontology annotation, biological process: negative regulation of single stranded viral RNA replication via double stranded DNA intermediate; cytidine to uridine editing; DNA cytosine deamination. Lineage: Eukaryota; Metazoa; Chordata; Mammalia; Eulipotyphla; Soricidae. Gene Ontology annotation, molecular function: cytidine deaminase activity; RNA binding; zinc ion binding. The transcript is spliced from 8 exons. Gene Ontology annotation, cellular component: cytoplasm; P-body; nucleus. Bases 1 to 1302 code for a protein of 433 amino acids.
AUGAGGCGAUACCCCAUGGAGCAGCUGGAGAGGAAUGACUUUCUCUUCCGCUUCCGGAACUUCCCACUGGCCCCUGGCUGGGACUUUGGGGUGCUGUGCGGCCUGGUGGAGCGGCUACAGCUGGGCACCGUGGUCUCCUCUGACACUCGGGUCUUUGAAAGCCAGGUCAACUGGCAUGCGGAACUCAGCUUCCUUAACUGGCUCUGGUCCCUGAAGCCCCCCAAUGGUGACUUCCUGGUCACCUGCUUUGUCUCCUGGAGCCCCUGUUCCGGCUGCGCAGAGAGGGUGGGCGAGUUCCUGAGGGCCCACCCCAACGUGAGGCUGCGUGUUCUGGCCGCCCGCCUCCUGGCCCCCUGGGACCCGGCCAACCGCGAGGGCCUCCGCCAGCUGCACCAGCAGGGGGUCCUGGUGGACGUCAUGUCCCUGCAAGACUUUCGCUGGUCGUGGGAACUCUUUGUGCGGCCAGCGGGAGCGGCCUUUGAACCCUGGUGGGGUCUCGUCAGGAAUCACGGGCUCCUGUUCGUGAGGCUGCAGGACAUUCUGGGCUGGGUCCAGAGGCUGAGCCUGGCUCCCCGGAGGCUGCCUGCUGCGGCCCAGGACUCCCAGAAUGACGCGGAGACUGGCGGGCCCGCAGCCCGGGGGCAGUUCCUGGGUGUCCAGAGCCUGGCGGUGCGGGUCCGCCCCCGAGGACGAGGCCCGCGGUUUCUCCCGGCCCGCAGGACCCGGAUGGAAAUAGACACCUUCAUGCAGCACUUCGACAACAGCCGCAGCAACUACAUCGGGGCGACGCUGCUGUGCUAUGACGUGCAGGGCGCGGGGAACCAGAGGAGGGGCUUCCUGCUGAACCGGGGCCUCAACACGGACUGCCCCGCCCACGCAGAGGUGCUGCUCCUGCGCAGGAUGGUUGAGGAUUGGAGCCUGACCCCCGAGCUGCCCUGCAGCGUCACCUGCUACAUCUCUUGGAGCCCCUGUGGCGAGUGCGCCUGGGAGCUGGUGCAGUUCCUGCGCCAGCACCGCCGCGUGGAGCUGAGCAUCCGGGCCGCCCGCAUCUAUUCCAAGCCCGCCCGCAUCUAUUCCCGGUUCGAGUACCAGGAGGGGCUGCGCGCCCUGCGGGACGCUGGGGCCCGCGUCUCCAUCAUGACCAGGGCAGACUUCGAGCAUUGCUGGGCCACCUUCGUGCAUAGUGAGGGGCAGCCCUUUGACCCGCCCCCCUACCUGGAGGACACCAGCGCAGAUCUCGCCAAGGAGCUGGAGGACAUUUUGCAGACUCAGGAAGGCUCAGCGCGACCCUCGGGUCCCUGAAGACGUCAGAGACUUGAAGGGGCAGCCGAGUCGCAACUUCUUCCGGACCUGCAGGCCUCUGGUGGCCACCCUCCCCGGCAUCUGCAUGCGAGUGUCCUGGCACCGGGCCCAGGAACUGGAAUAAAGCUUCUCUCUU